Cinara cedri is the source of this 13542-nucleotide messenger RNA. The record is from the annotation of a GenBank genome assembly. Lineage: Eukaryota; Metazoa; Arthropoda; Insecta; Hemiptera; Aphididae.
CUCAGAACGCGGCGGUGACGGAAUUUAAAAAAAACCAACAAAAUUCGAAACCGGACGAAUCGAAACGCGCGCGGUCAUCAAAAAUAAUUACGGCGUCCGCCGGUUCUCCCGUUCUCGCGCGUGCGGUUUUUUCACCGGACAUUUCCGAGGUGAAAAACAAAAGAAAUGGCCGCGCGGAGCGCGAUUCAGCCCUCGGCGGGGGCGUCCUCGGGGAUGGAAACGCCGCAAUAAUCAAUACGGCGGGACCGCACCACCGCACUCGCGGCGGGUUGAUCGGAUUUCUGCGCCAGCGCACCCGUAUACAGUCUGCGUGCGUACGCGAGCAAGUUGAUACCGAGGUACGUGCGCCGCGUAUGCGUGCGCGUCCGGACAGACGACAGCAGUUUUCCCGACGCGCGCAAACCGACAACAGCAAUAACAACAGAAACGAACAAACGGAAAACCGUUUCGUUCGCGUAUCGGCAUCGGCAUAGGCAACGACGACGACCGCCGUACCGGCCCCGUCUUGCGCGGCUCUCCCGCAGCAGCAGCAGCAUGGCCGAUUCCGAGUUCGAAGAGUUCCGGCAGAUAUUCGAAUCGCUGCCCCAACAUCUGAAGGCGUCCGCGCAGACGUACACGUGAGUAUUUUUUGUUGUUUCCCCACGGUGUCCGUCGAUCGCGUCGGGGACGGCCGCGGGUAAUCGUCUCGCGAGCCGCGUCCCCGUGCCGCGGGCGCCUACGUUGUACGGGACGCGGACACCCGUCCGGCGGAUCCGCCGCCCCGUGAAGACGGUCGGCGUCGCCGGUUGUCGCACGAUUUCCGUCGACGCCGCGGACACACGCGUGCGGCGACUCCUUAAACCCGGGAAACGCGUUGCUUUCGGACAGUGGCGAACGCCCGAAUCGCGUAAACGUUGUGUGACAUUGUGCGGUUACACGUACGCGGCCCGCGGGUGGGUGGAUAUGGAGGGGCGGCAAUACGUUCCCCUAACCCGUUGUGUUCCCACACCGGGGUACAGUACGCGAUUGUGUACGUUUAGUUGACAAAUCGCGGACAUACUGCGUACGCUCUCUCGAACGGUUAAACAAAUAUUCGCGGUUUAUAGUGCUAUUUUUGUAAAACGUGCCGUUGUUGUUUUUUGGUAAUUGUAAUUUAAUAACUUUAUAGUGAUUUUGUACAUUUAAUACAUGCGGCCCUAUAAAAACACUAUAAACCAUAAGAAAAAAAAACGCCCGUAUAAAAUAACCCGUGUAAGAAACAAGCUGUUACUUUUGUAUACUUUCUCGAAAUAAUUGAUGUGAACACCACUGUCCUUAACCCUCCUAGUUACUCGGCCACUGUUGUGGCCGAGUAAAAUUAUUCUUGUACUGUAAUACAACGAACCUUCUUGGGUGUUUGUCAAACGUCAAAAUAGAAGAGUUCAAGACGUUAUUUUUAUUUAUAAAAUAUAAAUGGAUCAAUCAGCAAUAGCUUCCUCGUUAGCCUAAUCGAUACAACAAGUCGUCCAUCCAAUCCCCCAGACCAUAGAACACUUCGGAGCUCCGUUUCUCCUAUCAACAGAGUUUUGGUCUCACGUAACAGUCAAAAAGAUAACAUAGACAUUUUCAUUUCUUUCGUCAAUAUUUUGUACGCAACGGUUUACAUAGGUAUAUGAACUUGAAAACGAAACAAAAUCAAUUACCCACAAACAAUCGAAUUUAAAAUAGCGCAAUCCGCAAUAUUUAAUCAGUUACUUGACGAUAGCGAUUAUUUCCGUGAAAAUUUGAACUUUAAAUGCGUAUAAAAGAACACUGUUUCGUUACGCUCAACUUUUUGUUUUUACCAUUAUGCGCAUUAAUAACAUGAUGAAAUUCGAGUAAUAUUUUCAAAUGUUCUGCUCGGCUAAAAACAAAACCAAAUUAAAACUCGAAUAACGAACUCAAAAAUUUCAAAUAUAGAUUAACUAAAAAAAAAAAAAUCAACAGAAUGAUUUGAAAAUUUUACUAGGUACCUACGUCUAUAAAUGACCAAUAUUACUAUAAAACGAUUAGCUGCAGGCCAUGUGAAUUCGUAUGUAUAGUAAAAAUUAGAUGACAAACCACGAUUAAUCAGAAAUAGAUUCAUUUGAAAACGCAUUGGGGUGUAUCAUUAUAAUAUUGUCUUCCUAUAAAAACGGCACACCGUGAAAAUAAUAAUAAAUAUUGUGUAUUUUCUACUUCGAGUCGAAUACGUAAAUAAAUAUCAUAGUAAUACAAUGAAAACUGAUAAGUAAUAUUCGUCUACAUGAUAUCGGAUAUCGUGGGGGGGGGGUGAGUUACAAAACCGAUCCGAUAUAUUCCGGAAAAAAUAAAAUGUUUGUAAUAUUUCUGUAAUAAGGAAAUUCGGGUUUUCAACCGAAAUAUCGGCUGGUUUCAAUAUCUGCUCGUAUUAAUCAAUUUCAAACAUGUAGGAUCGGACAUAAAGUUUUAUAACAUAUCUGUAGCGAAUUUCGGGUAUAGAAAAAAAAAAGUAAUAUCGGCUCAGCGCUAUAGUAAUGCUCGUAGUUUUGUCACAAUUAUUAUAGAAUACAAAUUACAAUUCACAUUAAAAAGUACGAGUGAAAUGUAUAAUCUUUGAGAAUCAUUAAUUAUAAACGGGCACCUACUUCAUUUAAAUGCGGUAACGCGAAACGUCUCAGUCAGAUGGAUCGAACUGGAGUUUUUUUUACGAAUGGUUCGGUAGUAGGUACCUAUACUAAUGUCUGAACCACAAUAAUGCACAAUUUAAGACCGUUUUCAAAAUGACUUACUUUACUAUUAACUAAACUACUAAAUAUUCUUAAACGGAAAUAUCAGUUUCGAAUAGUUCUAUUGGUUUUUCAAGUAACUUUAAGUGGUAAGAAAAAACUUGUUCACUGUUUCACGAGAAAAAAUUAUAAUUAAAAAUUUAAAUUACACGUGCAUAAAAACAUAAUUUUUAACUUUUUUUUCAAAACAAUACUUUUAAAAAUGAACUUUGGAUGUACACCUAAGUAUCUUAGACAAUUUUCGAGAGAGUAAAAAAUUGCAUCCGUCAAAGGUACUUGACAACUGAAAAGGAGGCGACUGUUCGGAUGCGUUUAUCGUAAUAGUUUUAUCGCACAUUGUAACAACGUGAAACUAUUAUGAAACUCUCGCUCUUCCUCGAAAAAAACCCAUCCCGAUCUAAUAAGUUCAUCCGGCUGAACAAUUUCGUGUUACCAUUUGAAUGACACGGUAUAAAUAUAUUUUUGAAAUGCUAUUACUACAGUUUGAAGUAGUUUGAAAAUAAAAAAAUAUAUAUACAUAUAAAGGUAAAGAGUCCGUGUUCCUUUUACACAAAACCCCAAGGCCGCCCGCAUGUGGUAAUUAUUGCGGCACCGUAGUUUUUUGGUUUAAAAAAAAUAUUACCAUUGUUUAUAUAGGACACACCUAUACGUGUAAAUGGUGUGCACGCGUGGCGUAGCCGUGGAUCAAUCUGAGAUCAUAUUUAAUUAUAUGGACUUGGCCCAAUGGCCCUGUAGAAUACGGCCGACGUAAUAGGCGAAGUGAUAAUUUUCUGUGGGGGGAGUGGGAGGAUGGAGGGUAGAGUUAUAUAGCACCAAAAAAAAAAAAAAAAAAAAAAAUGUUCACAUUUAUACGCACACCAGUGGGUGUCGUCGCCUUCACUUCUCCCUUAAAAACCUUUAGGUUAUUUACAGCCGAAUGCAGGAGAGGGUUUCGGGAUUCUUACCCUCCCAUCUUCGCUAAAUAUAUAUGUAUAAAACUUGAUAAUUUGUGCAAUUAUGAAUAUAGCCUAUUAUACCCACUAUUGAUUUGCAGCGGUACAGCGAUUUGUUCAACCGUCCUCCUCCUCCCACGCCAACAGCAUUCCUUGCGUUAGUCCCUAAAGCAAUGAAUUAUUGCUAUUACCUCGUUAUUUGUUCCAUCUAAUUAAACAUAAUCUAAAUUAAAAUAUUAUCAUGUCUGAGUGUUGUUCUGUUCCCGGGCACGUAGGUAAUAAAUUAUGAUUGUAAACACUGGUUACUCGAAAAUUCGAAAGCAAUUACGAUUAAUUUAUUUUUUUUUUCAGGGGAAAGUAUUUUGGCUCAUGCUCGUUCGCGAAAAACGGGAAUGGCUGAAACAACACUGUUAUUUGAAAUAUAAAAAUAUCUCACAACGGGGAAAGGGAGCCAUAUAAACGAAUAUUGUAAGAGUACCAUAGGCGGAGGUCAGGAGACUAUGGUGACUUAGUUCCCAAAAAUCACAGAAACGUAUCCUGAAAUUCGUCCUUUCUAAUUUUCUACUAAAUAUGAUUUUUUUUUUUUUAGUAUAGCCAUUACUGAACUCGAUAAUAUUGCAUUCUAUAAUAACGUAUAAUAAUAGUAGUAACUGCGUGUGGAGUUCGACAAAGAAACCUUGUUACAUUUUGAAAACCAUUUCAUUCACCACCAAACUUAAUGAUUUUACGACUAAUACGAGGGUGUAUUAGUAUACAUUACACCAGGUAACCUACUAUAAUAUAGGUGUAUACAUAUACAGGAUGAUUCACUAAGCGUCCCAUUUUUUUUUUUUUGUAAUUCAAUUUUGUACGUAAUUCAAAUUCUGAUUUUUGGAAUUUUCAAAUGUAGUUGAAAAUUAUUAAACGAGUAUUCGAAAAUAUCGGCUUUAAUUACAUUUAAAAAUUCCAAAAAUCAGAAUUUGAAUACGUGCAAAAUUUAACAAAAAAAAAAAAAAAAGAGUGAACACGCUUAGUGAAUCACCCUGUACAUGAAAAUAUCUUAUUCGAACUUUUUUUUCAAUAGGAAAAACAAUACCUGUGAACGAUAUUGAAAUUAUUUAACCAGACAAAUAUUCUGGUCUAUACUGUUAAGUAUAAUAUUCCACUAUAGUUUAUACUAUACCAUAACCUAAUUUUUUACAAAACAAUCCUUUACUGACUUGAUGUAUUUUUCUAUAGUUGUCUAAUUAAUAUAUACCCACUACAUAUUAUUUACGUAAACUAUAUGCGAAAUCGUAUACUAUAAUAUAGUAUACUAUCAUGCUAACAUUUGCUUUAGUUCCAUAAUUUUCUUUUAAUUGGAUUUUGUAGUGAAAAGGAAAAGCGAAAAAUGAAAUUAGGUUUCUGUUAUUUGUAGAGUGCAAUUUUGUAUUUACAGGGAAAUAUCUUCGUAAAUAUAGAAACAAUUUAUAAAACAUUAUCGUAUUUCAGUAUCCCGCAGUUAAUAACAUUUCAAUUUCGAUUUUCGGGGAUAAAAAUUGUAUUAUUUUAUCAUUGUAGCCCGGCAAAGGGCGUAGGCGAAGAAAAAUAAUUAACAACAAUUACAUCUAAUCUAACCUAAUAAUUUAAUAUUUAUCACCCGUUAAUAACGCACAAUGUCAGUUUAUAUACAUUUUGAAAACCUCGAUAGAAAUUAUCUGGCAAUUGAUUAGGUACUUAAAGAUAGCAAUAAUUUCGAAGAAAAAUGUUUAGGAUGUGGUGUAAGGGUGACGCACCUGUUAUUUGGACAUAAUUGAUAAUUAUUUUUAGUUUAAUUUCUUUUACUAGGUUAUCAUAUCAAUACUAAUAAAGGUACCUAAUCGAUUUUCCGCUUAAAUAUAAAAUCUAAUGUACAAAUACGUAUAGUACACAAAUACUUUAUGAAAAUAAUAAAACCAGUUGUUGCCAUAGAUCAGUGGUGAGCGAAUCCGGCACGCGAUCGUCUAUUAACCGGCCCACCAAAGUAUUAAAUCAAAAUUGAAAAAAAAAAAAUAAAUUCAAAUUUCAAAAAUAAACACUCGCAUCAAAAAAAGAAAUGUUUAUACUUUACAUUUUUUUUUUUCCGCCAAGAAUUGUUAUUUUUUAUGGCCCGCUGUAAAAAAGAUUGGUCACCACUGCCAUAGAUGAUCGAAUUAUCGAAAUUGUGUAAUUUAAAAAAAGACCCAUAGGGUUGGUUGGCAACUAUUGUCCGUCCGAAUUUGUUUGAAAUCAAAAGUCAAAGGGAGCAAGAUGGACAAUCGACCGACAAAUAAACUACCAACCGGACAAUUAACCGACAAUAAUAUCUUUAUAAAGUAGUAAUUUGAAAUGCCAUGAAAUUUAAAUUUGAAAUACAUUUAUGAAAAUCUACUCAUAAAAAAAUAAUUUUAAAAAGACUGCCAUACUUAGCACGAUGAGUGAGCCACUGUUGUAGGCGGGAAUUUGGGAAGGUUAGAUACAGAGGGGAAUUUAAUGUAUAUCUGUGUGCAACGAUUACAUUUUUUUUUUUUUUAUUUUUCUAUACAAUUUCUAGGUAUAUUAUGAUGAGUGUAAUUUGAUGUAAAAUUUAUAUUGUGAUUAUACACACGUGUAACGACAUGGGUGUUAUAAUGUGCGUGCAAAAAAUAAAAAAUAAACGAAUAGCAAUUAUUAUUUAUUAACAAUUAUUUUUACUCACAAUUAUUGUUAUUGGUUUUUUUUUUUUUUAUUAUUAUUGUUAUUAUUUUUAGUGAAUUAGUAAUCCGCGUUAUCGCGAUAGCGGGUUAUUUCGAGAUUUAAACUGUUUCGUAAAUAUACGACUUUAUUUUCAUUAUUAUUCAUUUAAAAUGAAACUACAUCGCAUGGCAUGGCCAAAUGACCUCUUUAUAUAUUAUUGUCGGCCGAUUGUCCCCGUCGGUAUUCUUGUUGUCGGCCGAUUGACCCCGUCGGCGUGUUUGCUGUCGGUCGAUCGACGCGUCGCCUACCGCGUACCGCCGGUGGUACGCGCGUGUACCAUUGUCCGAGAACCGCUAGUCUCAAACAUACCGAUUGGUUGAUCGUAUUCGACAACACCAACAAUAAUGCGGCGAUACAAAUUCAUCGUGUAAAAACAAUUCGAAUUGCUCAUCUAUUGCGUUAUUGUCGCGUAGUUGUUUUUGAUUCGUUACACUAACGGCUCAUUCGCGGGUCUACAUUGCCUACCUACCCGCCUAUGUAUAUUGUUGAGGAGCCGAGUCACAUACGAUUAUUAUGUUUGCCCGUUUUAGUUUGGUCCACGAUGUAUUAUCAGACGAAGAGUCAUCGUCGACGGAAACGACAGUCAACAAGAACGUUGAAAGCAAUAGCGCUUUUAACGUAUUUUCCACGUUAGAUGACGAUCAAACCGAACGAAAGCCCAAGUAGGACAUACAUUCAAGUAUAAAUACGUAUAAUGCAUAUUAAUGUUACACACAAUAUUCAAGUUUAACGUGCGUAUGGUGUUACAGUUCAAUUGUUCGUUCUAGGAAUGAGAAAAGGAGGAGAAAAUUACCCGAAUUACCAAAAACCAGAAGUAACGUUUGUUUUUAUUUUUGAUUAUUAAACGAUGAGCCGAAUGUCUUCGAGGGUACAGUUUACAUUUAUCAAUAUACACGUGUCUACUACUUUGCUUUUAUUCGCCAUUUCCUUCAAUCGAUUAAUUCGUCAAUCGUUUAUUCGUCUUAACAUAUUAGGGUAUUUUCACGCGAGGGCGACACAAAUAGCAGCUGACCUCACUAAAGGCGAAGAGAUAUUAUAAAAAGAUAGGCAAGACGUUUUUUUUUUUUUUUUUUUUUAUACUGUUGAUAAUAAGCAAAUAGUUUACGUAAAAAAAAUCUAACAGUGCUCCACAUAAAUCCGCAUUUCGGGAGGGGAUGGUUCAUCGUUGGCUGUUUCAUUUUCAAGUUAUUUUAUACAUAAUAUAUGCAAUAUACAUGUAUAUUUAUUUUGGAAAUUGUACACAUUUGAUGAGACCCCUUUACCCAAAUAAUCAUAAUAUAUAGGUAUACCUUACCUUAACUAAUAAAUCGUUGUUCCAUAAUGUUUUGUCUAUCACUGUACCAAAAAACUGAAAGUACACGCAAAUUAGUAACGAAUCUAAAGUUAGGGAAGUGUAGGUCAGCUAUUUCCGAGAGGCCACAUUUUAGGGCCAAUUAAAAGGACCAAGGACACACCUGUAUCCUUUUUUUUUCUUUUAGGAGGGCUAAAUACAAUUAUUAAAGGUCACACGGUUUGGCUGGUAUAAAUAUGUAUUAUGUACAGACACGGGUAGUAUUCUGAAUAAUUUUAACAAGAAUAUUUUUUAUUUAUCUCGUUUUAGAGUAUUAAAUGUUUAAUUUCAAGAAGUUUGAUUUAUUUAUUUAUCGGUAAACAAUUUUUUGGUUAGUAAAAAUGUUCCAAUUUGUUAACGCGUUACUUAAAAAGAUGCGCAAUUUUUCACCUGGUGGUUUUCGAUUUAAAACAUUUUUAAAAAUUUUCAUUAAUUGUGUAUUUUGAAAAUACUAUUGUAAAGCGUUCGAAUACAUAUUCAGAAUAUUAUUUUCUGUAUGUAUUGCAAUAUUCAUUCUAAAUACCUUUCAAAAUAAUUUUACUCAAGUCUUCUAUUAUUAAUAUUAUUAUUAUAUACUGAAAUACAUUAGCUUCAGUAUACAAAUUUUAAGUGUACAUAAUUAAUAAUUUUUCAGUGUUCAAUCAGGUUGGGGGUUUAAGGUACUAAUGUAUUGUUUUGUUUUUAUUAUUAAAAAUUAGUAAAUUGUAGGUUAUACAUGUAGAAUUUGAUCAGUUGUGCGAGCAUAUUUCAUCGUACUACCACUGCAGAACCACAGAUGAUAAAUAUGAAUAAUAUAAUAAUAAAAUUAACAGUAAAAAUGUUGAUUUCCAGAUUCCGACGAUCUUUUUUUUUCUAUCUCAUUUGGCAAUAAUGUUACUAUUUUAAAUGAGGAUUGGGAAAUACCCCCGACAAAACACGCCGAGUAGGAUAAAGUUAUAAUUUUAAUAACACAGUUCGCCAAUUUUAUCAGUAAAAAUUAACUGUGGGUCAGGGGACUCCCCGGGAAAUCUAUUACAAAAGACGAAAAUUGAUUCGUUUAAAAUACUAUCGGCCAUAUCUUUUAAGGCGGUCGAGUUAUUUUCUUCUACGAUUAUACUAAAAAGUGUUUUUUACUACAAUAAAACUAAACGCUUUUUCACUUUGCUUAGAAUGUUUUUAUUACUAUAGGUACCUAUAUUGAUUAGAGUAAAGAGGACAUUUGGCCUGUUAAUAAAAUGAUUAACCGAAAUGAUUAAUUAACCGAUACGAAUCAUUUUUAAAUGUAUAAAGCAGGUUCGGUGUUAAGCUUAGCAGACGAAUUAGGAGAAGUGUUUUCAUCGGACAGAAGGAAAUCGUUUGUAUCAGGGCUACGAGAUUACGAAUGCAGAUCUCCGGAUUCGGGCAUAUCAUUAGUUAAUUCACCAGAAAGAGCUAAAUCCAGUUCACCGCAACAAAUCGGUAACGUAUAUCUGUAAUGAAAGUAACUUUUAAACAAAACAUUGAAAAUAUAUUUAGACUCGUUUAUGUACGUAGACACUCCGACCCCCGCAUCGUCGUGUUCCUCGGGCCUUCCAUUAUCUCAGUUGGAGCUCUUGGAAGCUACGCACAGGGGACUGUACAAAUUCGUUCCUAGACAUCGAGAUGAAAUGGAAGUCGAUAUUGGCGAUCCGAUUUACGUGCAAAAAGAGGCCGAGGACUAUUGGUGUGAAGGUACAGUACAAUACUUAGUUUUCGCUAGAAAAUUUACCGUCUAUUUGCACUUUACACGUAUGCCAGGCGUAAACCUCCGUACUGGAUCUCAAGGAUCGUUUCCAUCCGCGUACGCCGUGGACGUGGAUUUUGCGGAUUUCGAUUCUGCGACACCUAAAGUGAAACGAGAACGGUUUCUACUCGGAUACAUGGGUUCGGUAGAGACCAUGUGGCACAAAGGCAAUUCCGUGCUGUGUCAAGCUAUUCGCAAGAUAACCGAACAACGGCCCAAUUGUAAACCACAGUCGUGUAUACUCGAAGUGUCGGACCAAGGGCUUCGAAUGGUUGACCGUGCCAAAUCGUCUUCAAUGGUAAGUGAAUAACUAAAAUAUUAAAACGCAAUUCACAAUGGACUCGUCAUUUACAUGAUACUCUCUACAAAACUAUACGAUGAUUCGUUUAUUAAGUGACGGACAGUUGAUACGCACACCGAUUAUAAAUACAGCACAACAGUAAAUCGUACCACACAUUUUUUUAUUCAGUUUUCAUAAUUUAUAACACAUAUUUUGGGAGAUUAUUUUUAAAAAAAAUAUCCAGAUUUCUGUGUACGUUGUGUUCCACUAGGUUGGCACCGGCACCUUAAAUGGGUUAUGAUUUCGCUACUUCUCAGUUUUUUCUAGAAUCCAGGAAAAUUCAAAAUGGUCGGCACAUUGCUCGAAUAAUUCAAAAGUAGUAUCGAAUACCCAGACGAUUUUGCUACAGAAUCAACAGAAUUUUCUACUUGCUGGUUUUUCACACGGCUAAAUAUACAGGCAUGUCAACAAAAUAACACAGCGCAUAAAAUAAGGCAGCCAUUGGCGGACAUCAUAGAAUAAAUAAUUUUAUUGCCGAUUUUGUCAUCGUUAUCGUACAAUCUCCAAGUAAUAACACGACACCACGUCUUGAUAGCUGCCAAAUUUACAUCAGAUGAAAUAUGGCCGACACUGGCGUAAAAUACGCAGUGAUGGUGUUUUUGGUUAUCUUUUUGACAUACCUGUAUAUCUAGCUAUGUUUUUUUUUUUAUAUAAACCGAAAACAAAUACAAGGCUAAACACAUAAAACAAAUAUUGGACAUAUCAGAUAUAAGUGGAAGUAAAUUUUAAUGUGGAUUUUUUCACUAGAAAUCAAAUAAUUAAGCGCCUACCUACCUUAUAAAUAUAUACAAACACUUAAAUACAAAAUAAUGAGAAUCAUUAUUUAUGUAAAUAAGAGUACAUAAAUUGAAUUAAAACAAUUUGUAUUUAAAAUAAAUACAUAAAAAGGUGUUCUACGAUAAUGAGGACGGGCGCAGCCACUGUUAUAGGUGAGAAGUUGAGAAGGUAGAGGGAAAAUUUAAUGUUUAUCUAACGAAAAACGAUUCUGAGCGAAGUUCGAUUAAUAGUAUUGUAUUUUCAACAAUUUACAUAUAUUGUAUUAACAUAUAAAUAUAUACAUAUGUCACAUUAUUUCAAAAUAAUUACACAAGUAUUUUAUGUUUUCUUUAAUAAUAUUUGUUUAACAUCUAUCUAUUUUCUCAUUUUUUAAAAAUGUUUUUCCCAAUUAUUGGGAAAAUCAAAAAAUGACCUCUUCAAAAUAUCUCAAUAGUCAGAUUUUCUUUUAGAAAAUGUACUAUCAUUGUAAAUCGGAGCAAAAUUACUGGUAGACAAGUUGUCCAAAAAAAAAAAAAAAAAUUAACAUCAUUGUAAAACCAUUAUACUAUUAUACUAUUAUACUACUACUUUAUAUAAUAUUACUUAGUUUUAGAGGCAUAAAUUACUUGUAAAAUUAAUAACAUUGCGUUACAAGAUACAACAAAAAUUCACAGCAAAAAUAUAAUUUUUUUUUUUGAAGUAGUAGCGACAAGUGCCGGUAUCAAUUUGACGGAAGUUCCCAUAUUUGUAUUUUUCUACAGACUAAAAAAUAGAAAUUUGUAUCAAAACAACUGCUUUUAUUGUAUAGUAAUAUCUAGUGUUGAAUAUAAUACCAGGUGAUCUAUUUAAGUGGGUACACUCAUUAUCUCGGAAAGCAUUAACUUUUUUCGUUAUUUGUAUUCUAGAACAUAUAAGAAACAAACUGCUCUACAAUUUUAUAUUUAUGUGAUUUUUUGUUACCCUUAUUUUUGGGAGUAAAACUACCACCUACUUUUGAUUUCCAAAUGUAAAUCUAUAUUACAAAUUUCAGAAAUAGAAGGAAUAUUAUAUAAAAUAAAUUUUAGUGUAGACAUUUUUUAUUUCUGUUAACCCAUUUACGAGAUAUUCCACUUUUAAGUAUGGGUUAGAGGAAAGUAGUGGUACAUUAUUAAUACGCCGCCCACCGUACAGCCACACAAAUUAUACUCAAAUACUCUCCUCCAACCAAUACCUAAAAGUGGAAUAUCUCGUCAGAGGGUUGACAGAAGUCAAAAAUGUUACCCACUAAAAUGUAUUUUAUCUAAUACUCCAUCUAUUUAUGCAUUUGUUAAUAUAGGUUGCCUUUUGAAAAUCAAAAGUAGAAAGUGGUUUUACCCUUAAAAAUAAGGGUGACAAAAAUAACAUAAAAAUAAAAUUGUAGAGCUGCUUGUUUCUUAAAUUUUCUGGAAAACAAAUUCCGAUAAAAGUUAAUACUUUCCGAGUGCAUCCACUUAAAUGGAUCGCCUAGUACAAUAUUCAUUUUCAAUAUGGAUUUUAUUUAAAACAUCAUAAUUUACCUAUAAUGUACUUUUAAAUGUAACAGAAUAGAGAAUCGAGUACACCGUGUCAAGAUUAUUUUUACUCUUUAAAGAACGUAUCGUUUUGUGCAUUCUAUCCGGAAGACAACCGAUAUCUGGGAUUCGUUACCAAACACCCGACGUGUCAGAGGUUUGCGUGUCACGUGUUUAAAGCCAACGAAUCUUCGAGACCAGUAGCGGAAGCGAUUGGGUAAAAGAUUUCACUCGUACUUUGUUCGUUCCAAAAUUAUAACAAUAAACACCCUAUUCGUUUUCUUAGACGUGCUUUCCAAAGAUUCUAUCAGAAAUACAUUGAGACCGCGUAUCCAGUGGAAGACAUAUACAUCGAAUGAGUGGAAGAAUUACCCGCGGUUGGCGUGUUACUUUUACAUAUUAUUACACGGGAGGACCGAGGACUAUUCAAUGUUCAUGGCUAUAAACAUCAUGGACAAUAAUAUAAUGACAAAACCGAGUGUAAUGUUUUUAAAACUGAGAAAUGGUGCAAUAACUUGUGAUAAAAUAUACUACCAAAUGUAUUUCAUUGAUAUUUAGAUCAGUAUUAUAAUGUUUACUCUAUUAAAUGUUCCCAAAUGCGCAUUAAUAUUGUCCCCAUAACAAGUUCUAAAGGAAUUUUCAUUAGGAAUAAGGAUAUUUUAAUAUAGGUACUUACUUUCCCAUAAUUAUUGUAUAUUAUUAAAAAUUAUGUUUUUAUGAUUAUAUUUGUUAUUAUUGAAUUAAUGAUAAUACUAGAAUUAAAAUAAAAUAUAAUUUUAUUGAACCAGUUAUAAGAGUUAAGCAGUUGAUUUAAUUUAAAUUAUUAUAAUUCAUUUUGAAUCUAAAGCUGGUUCACUGGUUUAACGCGGGUAAAUUGACAAAUACUAUUUUUUGUCAAAUAAAUACACCUAUAAAGCUUGACAUUUAUAAACCAAUAUUGUAAUUUCCUAUCAUAGUGUAUGAUCAAUUUACUGACUUUUUGUUAAUCGACUGAUAAGUUUCGGACGUUAUUAAAUUAAAAUGUCGAACCAGCGAUAAAAUACUGGAAAAUUCAUUACAUACCAUUUUUACUCAAAUUACAAUUGCACAACAUGGUAUAUUUUAGAAUCUAUUAUGAGAAGUAACAUUUAAAAUUCCUUUUAAGCCGAUUAAAUUAGUAAAAUCUUGCUGAUAUGCAUGGGUAUAAUGCCAUUACAACUGUAAAUUAUAUUAUACAUAUUGAUAUUAGGUAUACUAGGAAUUUAAAUUAACAAUUGGGACUAAUGAAAGUUUAAAACAUUAAAAUUAUCUAGUUAAAAAUUUAUAUUUCAGUCAAUUUUUCUUUCUAUAUAUAGUUUCAUAAUUUAGAAGAUUCAGAAGUCAUUUUACCUAUAAUAUCAAAUGAGUAACGUAUAAAUGUAUAUAUAUAUAUUAAUAGGCACAUAAUAUACUUAGAUCCUUAGGUAAUAUAGAACAUAU